Messenger RNA from Mycosarcoma maydis (corn smut), 849 nucleotides. Its product is annotated as mitochondrial 54S ribosomal protein uL15m. Bases 1 to 849 code for a protein of 282 amino acids. The record is from RefSeq and is a predicted model, not a curated record. NCBI's taxonomy places the organism in Eukaryota, Fungi, Basidiomycota, Ustilaginomycetes, Ustilaginales. Gene Ontology annotation, molecular function: structural constituent of ribosome. The transcript has 2 exons. Gene Ontology annotation, biological process: translation. Gene Ontology annotation, cellular component: mitochondrial large ribosomal subunit.
AUGUCCGCAGCAUCUCUCACUCGAUCUCUUGCGAGACUGAACCUAGCACAUGGCUCGCAGGUUGCUCGAAUCACCUCGCGACAGCCCGUCCGCCUUGUCGCUCCUAUCGCAUCUUCAUUCUUCCGCAUCACAGCUUGCGCAUACACUACGCCCACCUCUUCUGCAGCCAUUCGACUUGGCAACCUUCAACCUGGUCAGCCUACCAAGAAUCGCAAGCGACUUGGUCGAGGUCCAUCUUCCGGCCGUGGUGGAACUAGUACCCGAGGUCACAAGGGCCAAAAAGCUCGUGCUGGCAAUGGCAAGCCCGUUCCCGGAUUCGAAGGUGGUCAAUCUCCUUUGACUCGUCGAUUCCCCAAACGAGGCUUCAACAACGUCCACGGUCAGACCUUUGUCGCUGUAAACCUGGACAAGAUCCAACAUUGGAUUGAUCGCGGCUUGCUCGACCCUUCCCGACCGAUCACUGCCAAGGAACUGUACGAGACCCGCUGCAUUCAUUCGCUCAAAGAUGGUGUAAAGAUUCUCGGCGAAGGCGCAAAUCAUCUCGAAGCUCCCGUCAACCUGAUUGUUUCAAGGGCAAGUCAGUCUGCAAUUCAGGCCAUCGAAGCCGCUGGAGGCAGUGUCGAGUGUAGAUACUACACACCGCUCAGCUUGAGAGCGUUGGUCAAGCCGCAUAAGUUUGCAGGAAAGAUCUUGCCACGGCCGGCCGAUCCUAUUAACAAAAAGGAUUUGGUGUGGUAUUCUUCCCCAAGGAACAGGGGUUACUUGGCAAAGAGAGCAGCGCUGACAAGGGCGCUGACUGCUGAAGACACGGUCGCCAAGGAGGAAGCUGUGUCAGAAACCGUUGCUUGA